This is a messenger RNA of Naegleria lovaniensis, 1167 nucleotides long. RefSeq lists its product as uncharacterized. NCBI's taxonomy places the organism in Eukaryota, Heterolobosea, Eutetramitea, Acrasida, Naegleriidae. The transcript has a single exon. Bases 1 to 1167 code for a protein of 388 amino acids. The record is from RefSeq and is a predicted model, not a curated record.
AUGACAAUUCCAACUGUGGUGUUGUUCAGUAGUGCUAAGCAAAUUUAUGACGAUCCAAACACGAGCUUGCCGUCCAUGUCAACAUGGAAUUGCGAUCAAAUGAUGACUACCAACAACAAUUUGAAAGACAAUAAUUCGCAUAAUUUCGAAUUGACGUCAUCCGGCGAAAAUUCAUGUGAAAAGAACUCAAAUAUAUUAUUAAUUCAACACAACAAACAUCAACUAAUACCGUUUGUUGUUUGGCUUCAAAAUAUUUUACCAUAUGUGAUUGAUUUUCAUGACGCUCCAAACAAAUUUAUUCCACAAUUCAGAUCAUUAAGUUUGGUUUGCAAAGAUUGGUAUCAAAGUUUUAAUAAUUUCACGUGUCAUGAACAGGAAUCGAUUUGGGCUGCUUUUAUUUCAACGACCAUAACAUCUUCAAAGGAGAGUUUGAAACAAGUAUUGAGCGAGUUGCCAGAUAUGAGACAAAUUUAUGCCCUACGAUGUGCUCCAAAGCAAGUUAGAGUUACAAGCACUGUAAAUGUUACAGGAAUACCCACUCGCCACGUUUCUUUUUCCAAUGCCGUUGAAUUCUCUUUCACACCUGUUUCCACUCUUGGAUUGAUAUCUUAUUGGAUGAAAGUACUCCCAAAAGUGAUGUAUGAUGUUAAUGCUGGUACAUGGUUUUUUCAAGAUUCUCUCUUUGACAUUCGACUCAAAGAAUUGGUUCAAGAACUGAUUCGACAAAGAUAUGAAUUAACGGCUGAAUAUGAUGACUUUGAUGAUUGUGCCAUAAGUAGAUUUUUUUCAUGUUCAGCUUCGUCUUUAAUUGAUGAAUAUCAAAGAGCAGCUUCUAUGGAUCACGCACUCAUAUUUGAUACGACAACUAUUCUUAAUGAAUUUCAAGUCCUUUCAAAUCAAUUUAAAAUACUGAGAUGUAUUGCAAGAUUGCUCUUGCCAUGCAUUCCAGAUCAAUCCACACGUAAUCAUAUAGAUCAUUUAUUGCGUAAUAAUGCUAUCAUGACAACAAUGGAGAAUGCUAAAGCAUUUGUGGAUGAUUUGUGUCCAUUGAUUUUAACAUUUACUCAAUCCAUCGUACUCCCCCCAAGGGAAUCUCAUGCUCACACGUACAUUUUGUUUACAAAAUAUGGAAAAGGAAUAAUGUUCAAAAUGAUCUCUAAAAAGUAA